Molecule: messenger RNA, 2673 nt
Organism: Plasmodium cynomolgi strain B
Lineage: Eukaryota; Apicomplexa; Aconoidasida; Haemosporida; Plasmodiidae
Product: NAD synthase
Exons: 2
Coding region: 1-2673 (890 amino acids)
Biological process (GO): NAD+ biosynthetic process
Cellular component (GO): cytoplasm
Molecular function (GO): glutaminase activity; NAD+ synthase (glutamine-hydrolyzing) activity
Source: RefSeq, a predicted model, not a curated record
AUGGAGAAAAGGACUAACUUGGGUCUGAGCUGUUGCUCCAUAUCAUCUAUCCCGCUGGACUACGAAGAAAACAAGCGGAAGAUCAUCGAGAGUAUAAAAAGAUGCAAAGAGUUAAAGUGCACAGUUCGAGUCGGUGGUGAAUUGGAACUGUGCGGGGUGAGCUGCAAAGACUGCUUCAAAGAGGUCGAAGACAUGCACGAAAAUUGUUGGUACUAUUUAAGCGAACUGAUGAAGGAGAAAUGUAUGGAUGGACCCCUCAUGGAGAGCAUGCUGUGCUUUGUCAGCAUGCCUGUGUAUUUCAAGAAGAAGCUGUACAGCUGCCAAGUAGUUAUUUAUAGGAACAAAAUUAUUUUGCUGUCUCCGAAGGAGUGCCUAAGUGAUGAGGAGAGGAAGUACUUCGCUCCUUGGUCGACGUUGGGAAAGGGGUAUAUCCAGCAGGGGGUCGAAGAUGCUGGAGAGACGGGAGCAGAAGAAGGGAUCCCUUCCAUCGCCCAUUCGAAGCCCAUCCAGUUUAAUGACUCCAGCGUCCAGGUUCUCGGCAACAGUCUGCAUACAUACGCACUUCCUAAGUGUGUCCAGGAGGUAACAAAUCAGACAGAGACCUACAUCGGGAGGGCACUAAUACAGCUAGGUGACGUAUCUAUUGGACAUGUCUUUUUGGAUGACUUGAUCCAAGUAGAGAGGGGUGUGCUGGUCGAUGAUCGGGUUGAGCAUUUUAACCGUCACGGUUCAGUACACUUGGUGGGGGGUGGUGGGAUAAGCGGUUUCUUUAACAGUGACAGCGCUAGUGGAGAGAUUCCCCGUUUUUUUGAGGAGGAUCCCGUAAAGCUAAAGCUGAGCAUGCGGGAAGGAGAUGUUUGCAUCUCUGUGGGGGAUGAUGCCAAGGUGCCUCUCAACCAAAUCGAUGUCCUCUUUGUAAGUGGCCACGUCACCAACGAGUUGCAGCUUUUUAAAAAGUACUUCAUCCAGAUGAUGCAGUUAACUAAGUUGUAUCCCCAUAUGGUCCUCAGUUAUAAUACCAAUUCUGGGUGCGAUAAUUAUUUUUACAAAUACGAUGGGUUUUCUUUUUUGAGUCAGAACAACCAAGUGUUGACUAAGAACGCUAGGUUUACCUUCGAUGAGGUGCAAGUUGCAUCCGUGAGUGUGUCUCUACGGACGAAUUCCCAUCCACAGAGGGGAAGUAAAACGAAUAUACCCAUUAUCAAAAUGGAGAAGUUGGAAAAAAUUGUGGAGAGUAAAACAAGUACAGAUGGUGGUCACGACGGGGAGUGCAUUUUUUCGUACAACAAAGAAAUGGAGCUGUUUGUAAAAUUUUCGAAGGAAGUCAUUUGGGGGAACCUCCCAAAGAGCUUUAACUGGCAUAUGUACACAAAGAAUAACGCAGUGAUGUCUACCCUGUUGAGAAAAUACCACCCGAGUUCGGAGGAUUGGCAGUACCAGUUUGCCAAGCAGACGUGCUCGCUGCAUAAUGUAUAUGAGGAGCUGUGCUUUAAUGCUGCCAUGUUUUUGUGGCACGUUUUGCAUUUGACUAAUGCCAAGGGAUUUAUGUUGGCCCUUUCCGGGGGAGUCGAUUCAGGGUUCUCCGCGUGCAUGGUUUAUCUGCUCUCCAUAAUGAUCGAACUGGGGAUGAAGGAGAGGGGCAUGGCCGCCCCGUGGGGGGGCUCCGGGGAUAGCUGCUUGGACCGCCUUCACCAGCUGGAUCGUCGUGCCCACCUUGACCGCCUUGCCCAGCUGGACCGCUUCAACACUGAGCAGUUCCACCAAAAGUUGAAGCGGCUGCUAAUUGAUACCCCCUGCCGGAAGGCGAUAUGCAACAAGCUACUGAACACGCUGUCUCUGCCCUCCAAGAACAGCAGCGAAAACACCAAGUCGUACGCGGAGCAGCUAAGUACAGCUAUAAAUUCAUACCACAGUGUAUACUGCAUAGAUGACUUGUUUGAUUUUUUUAAAACUGCGGGGAAAAAGGCCCUUGGGAAAGAAAUGAGGUUUAAAAGCGAAGGAGGAAGCAAUUACGAGGAUCUAUGUCUACAGAAUGUACAGUCGAGGUCUAGGCUUCUAUUGACCUACUUCUUCUCCCCCCUUAUAUGCCACAAGAGAUAUGCCCCCCUCAAUCUGCACAACGAAUUUCUACUUACCAUAGCUACCGGGAAUUUGGACGAAACGAUAACAGGGUACUACACAAAGUAUGACUGCUCUUCAGGGGAUAUAAAUCUGAUUGGAAAUGUUAGCAAAAUAUUAAUCAAAGAGACCAUGUGUUUGUUAGCCAACGAUCCGAUGUACGAUCUGUCCAUCUGCAAUUCCUUAAAUCAGUAUCAUCCCUCGGCUGAGUUAAAGCCUUUGGAUAAUACUCAGACUGAUGAAGAUGACCUGAAUUUGAAGUACCUUGAGAUUAAGUUGUUGGGUAUACUGAAGCAUAAUUUUUUUUUGGGUCCUUCCUCCAUGUUGCAUUAUUUGUCUAGGUACUUUUGGCCGGAGAGUUUAAUGAGUAAAGCUGAUUUGUUGGAGAAAGUGAAGACCUUCUUCUCUCGAAAUGUGCAGAAUGUACACAAGGUACUUAUCCUUCCGCCUGCGCUCGUGGGGGAAGCGUGCGGACUGCACCUCUCCUCCUUGGUUAACUUCGCGCGGGAAGUUACGCUCGAACAGUGCGACUUGGUUCCGGAUGAUGUCCUCUAG